This is a messenger RNA of Ipomoea triloba (trilobed morning glory), 1354 nucleotides long. RefSeq names its product DNA-directed RNA polymerase III subunit rpc4. The transcript is spliced from 11 exons. The record is from RefSeq and is a predicted model, not a curated record. The coding region runs from base 277 to 1167 and encodes 296 amino acids. Gene Ontology annotation, cellular component: RNA polymerase III complex. Gene Ontology annotation, molecular function: DNA binding. Lineage: Eukaryota; Viridiplantae; Streptophyta; Magnoliopsida; Solanales; Convolvulaceae. Gene Ontology annotation, biological process: transcription by RNA polymerase III.
GUGCGAAAGAAUCCUAAAAAAACCUCCUCAAAACCCUAACCAAUAGCCGCUUCUCUGUCUUCCUUUUCUCCCUUCACCCCAUCGUUUUGUCCUAAUACUCUGCUUUCAUCACUCACAAUUUUGCACUCUGUUUCUCGCCUCAUUCGUCGCUCUCAGCCUCUCGGCUCUCGCUACCGGAGUAGCGCCUCUCUGUCCUUGCAUUGUCGCUGCUCGCACCUCGCCAGUAGCCACCAAACACGAAUUACCGCCACACCGGAAUACCUUGAUUUGAGUUUCAUGGAUCCAGAAUCAUUGGCAGCUGCCACCGCUUCCACGACUACGACCACUAGGAAGGUGAGAUUUGCUCCGAAAGGUCCUCCUCGCAGAGCCCAGAAGCCUGUUUUGCCCAAAGCGGAAAAGGUUGAAGAAGAUGCUGAUGCCACAAAAGCGGAGGAAUUGUUGCGUCGUUUCAAUGAAUCUUCUACUAUGAGAGCUAGGGCUAAAGUUGAUAAGAAAGGGCCUACACAGGUUGCGUUCGGUCAGGGAAGUUCAUCAAGUUUAAGGUCAUAUAUCCCUCCAAAGGGUUCUAAGAAGCCUCAGAGCUCAUCCUCUGAUGGCGGUAUUGCUCUGCAACAACCCGAGAAAGAAUACAAAGAGCCUUGGGAUUAUUAUACCUAUUAUCCUACAACUCUUCCCUUGAGAAGGCCCUAUACUGGAAAUCCAGAGGUUCUUGAUGAGAAGGAUUUCGGGGAGGCUUCGGAGAGUAAUGAAUACAAUGAAGAUGCAAUAAAUCCAGCUGAUAACCUCGGCCUAUUUAAGGAGGCUCCGGAGGAAAAUCUGUUCUUCAUCCAAUUACCAACGCUUAUGCCUAUGUUCAAGCCACCAGCAAACGCAGAAGGCAGCGAGACAGCCAGCAACAACCCGAGGGCGAUGAGGGCUAGGGCCUGUAAAUUUGAUGAUUUGCCCGGAGGCUAUCUUGGUAAAAUGGUGGUAUACAAGAGCGGAGCUAUCAAGAUGAAACUAGGCGAAACGCUUUAUGAUGUUUCUCCCGGUAUGGAAUGCAUAUUCUCUCAGGAUGUUGUUGCGAUGAACACAGAAGAGAAGAACUGCUGCAACGUCGGGGAAAUUAGUAGACGAGCUGUUAUAACUCCAGAUGUCGACUCCCUCCUGGCAAGCAUGACGAAUUGAUGAUAGGUUUUUUGUUAUUAUUAAGUUUUUUUUGGUCAUACAUAUAGCAGCAUUACACAUUUACACAUCUGCAUUUCUUUCUCUAUGAACUGAUACAAAGGUUUUUUGUAUCAUUCCUACAAAAUUCUUUUGCCAAGAUGUCUAAAGAAGCACAUGAUAAUUUGAAAUGCAAUUUUUUUGAGUAUCA